Molecule: messenger RNA, 819 nt
Organism: Sungouiella intermedia
Lineage: Eukaryota; Fungi; Ascomycota; Pichiomycetes; Serinales; Metschnikowiaceae
Source: the annotation of a GenBank genome assembly
AUGUUCCGUCAAGGUUUGAGACAAAUUGCAGUAUCGAGAGUUGUACUUUCGCAGCCAUUGAGGCCACUUUCGUAUUCUAUCAUUGCCAGAAAGUCCGUAGUGGACCUGGCCAAGGAGGUGUUAGAGAAGGCCAAUAAGAAGACUGGUGAGUUCUUGGCUGGCACUAUGGAAACCGCAGAGAAGGUGGCUCCAACUUCAGAAAACAUCAAAGAGGCUGCCGAAGAGGUCAACUUGAAGACCGGUAGGGUUUUGGCAGACGGUAUGCAGAAGGCUGAGGAUGUUGCUCAGGAUGUCAAGGAGACUGUCUCCGGUAAGAGUGCAGAACAGCUUGCAAAGGACGGUGUUGAUAAAGUCAAGGAGGGUGCUGAGAAGGUGAACCAGAAGACCGGAGAGGUUUUGUCUGAAGGCAUGCAAAAGGCCGAAGACCUUAAGGAUGGAGCUCAGGAUUUUGCUAAGAAGGUCAAGAACGACACUGAAGACAAAGCCAGUGAGCUUAAGGACAAAGCUGAAGACAAAGCCAGUGAGCUUAAAGACAAAGCUGAAGACAAAGCCAGUGAACUUAAGGACGAUGCUGAGAGUGUCGCAGACAAGGCUAAGUACAAAGCUGAAGAAGCAAAGGGCAAAGCCGCUGACUGGGCUGAGGAAACUGCAUCUGAAGUAAAGGAAAAGGCCGAUGAAAUCGGUGAUGAUGUGGAUGGUUUGACUUCAAAGUCUAGAGAGCAAAGAAGAGUGGAGAGAAACGCCAAAGGUUUCAAAGACUUGCAGGACAAAGGCGCUCACAUGGAAGCCGAGCAAAACCGUCCAGAUGAUGGUAUCUAA